AUGCGCGGCAUGCGCCACGGCUACGGUAUUCGCAAGAGCGCCCCCUUCGGCAAGGCGUCCAAGUACCGAGCCAACCGCACGUUGCGCGCCUCGCUCACCUCGCUACGCAGCGACGAACCGAGCGGCGCAGGCGCGAAUGCCGAGCUAGCCGACAAGCGGGAUCGGCGCGUCGACGAUUCCCGAGGCGGGUUCGUGCUGAAGGGUCUAAAAUUGAAGAAACAACGAAGCACCGGCGAUCUGGAGAAGAGAGGCGGCUCCGGCAGCAUCCGAUCUACAGGGUCUUCGGCGUCCUGGGUCAGCACCGAUUCUGCGCAGUCGGGCGUCACGAAUGCGUCCAUACCGUCCGAUUCCAAUGCUAGUUUCGUUAUAGAGGUAUUGAACCAGCGCUAUUAUUAUCCAUCACGCUCUGAACUCUAA
Molecule: messenger RNA, 417 nt
Organism: Phaedon cochleariae (mustard beetle)
Lineage: Eukaryota; Metazoa; Arthropoda; Insecta; Coleoptera; Chrysomelidae
Source: the annotation of a GenBank genome assembly